Molecule: messenger RNA, 1733 nt
Organism: Periconia digitata
Lineage: Eukaryota; Fungi; Ascomycota; Dothideomycetes; Pleosporales; Periconiaceae
Source: the annotation of a GenBank genome assembly
CCAUUGUCUCGGUUAGUCAGCGUGGCUCGGAACUUCACUUUUUGCUCGCAUGCAAGCGCAGCGACUGCUGUCAACACAACCACCUUAUUGCCUCUAACCCCUCGAAUCUUUGCGCAAAAUAUCUUCUCCGAGCCUGCACCUGCCAAAUACUCUUGCGCACUUUAUUGAUUGGAAGAAUGGACAGAGACAGAGAUCGCGAUAGAAGGGACGACAGGUUUUCCAACACGUACCGUCCGCGCUCCCCUGGCCCUCGCAUCGAUAGCUACCGCUCGAAUCGCUCGCCGCCUCGCCGUGGCCUGAGCGGUGCAGAUACAUACACCCCGGGUGGUAGUCGAGCCUCUCGUCCACGGAGCCGUUCACCCGCAUUCCGCAGACGGUCCCGCAGCCCGCUGAGACGAGACGAUGAUCGCUGGAGAGCAAGGCCCCGAUCUCCUCCUCGCCGAGGGUUUUCACCCAGGCGAGACGACUUCAGAGGCGAUCGAGCCAGGUCACCGCCACGUCGAGAAUACGAUUCUUACACCCGUUCGCCGCGUCGCGACAGGUCUCCACCACCGCCCAGGGAGAGGGAUCUUUCGCCAGCUCGGAGCCGCGGAGCGAGAUCGCCGCGUCAUAUAGGUCGAUUCGAAGAACCUCGUUCGCGCGCACACAGUCCCCCUCGUCGCUAUACGCCUGCCCGUGAUAAUAGGGACUAUCGGCGUCGUUCACCUUCUCCCAGACGGGAACGGCCGGAGAUAUUCCAAGCAGAUACUUGGCGCCGGAGAUCCCCAUCCCCUGUCCGGCAAGCAUACGCAUCUCAUGAUGUCUCGGGCAGAGAAUCCGCUGCCACGUCACGGCGUUCAUCUCCCCCUCCAAUCCAUCCUAGCAGGGCUAGUUUGGUCGUGGAAGAUGUACCAAUGAGGGAUUCAGCGCCCAGAUCACCGUUUCGCGAACGGGAAGCCGAACGACCUCGAGAAUUUACACGGGAACGUGAGAGGGAGCGUUCGCCACCACGACAUCGUGAAACCCCUCCCACUGGACCUAGAGUAGACCGAGAGCGAGAGUUCGCGCCUCCGAGUGGGCCGUCCUCAUCGUUCCGCAAUGGUGACAAUAGCUACCAACGAGCACCCCCAACUGGGCCCUCCAACCGUGGCUUCCCAUCUCCUGCUAUGUCACCACCGGCUGGCCCUUCGAACCCCACUACACAUGCGCCUGCCUUUCCACGGAGCAAUAACCCCGUGCUUGCUGCACCAACUCGUCCUCGUGGCGGCGGUCGCGGAGGGUUUGGCUACGAUACACCCCGAGAAUUCUCCGGAGGACCACCUCGUCGUGGGUCUGCUCAUUGGGGAGGACGAGGCGGUGGUCAUUUUGCUAGUGGACCACCUUCUGGGCCGCGCGGUUCUGGAAGUGGGCCGACUCCUUUUGCUCCUCCUUUUCGCGGAUCCAGCAAUAGCACUUCCACCACGUACCCUCGUACCCAGCGUUUCCGGGAUCACUUGACUGAUCUCGCCAAGGAAAUUCCAGGAGGUCAGAGAGCCCCGGAGAUUGUGGACAAAAGCAAAAUACUCAAGUUGGAGGAGGAGGCACGCAGGCUGCGUGAGAUCAUCGAGCAGAAAGAAGCGGCCAAACGCAAUGGACUGAUGGAGUGGGAAAAGGCCGAAAGGGAGUCGAACAACGCUGCACUGAGAUCAGAACUUGCCGAACAACAGCUUAGGACCCUCAACGGUGACGGAGAAAUGGGCGGUGCAGCUUUCUAG